Pomacea canaliculata is the source of this 1038-nucleotide messenger RNA. Its product is annotated as synaptonemal complex protein 3-like. NCBI's taxonomy places the organism in Eukaryota, Metazoa, Mollusca, Gastropoda, Architaenioglossa, Ampullariidae. The record is from RefSeq and is a predicted model, not a curated record. The transcript is spliced from 9 exons. Gene Ontology annotation, biological process: meiotic cell cycle; spermatid development. Gene Ontology annotation, cellular component: synaptonemal complex. Bases 81 to 800 code for a protein of 239 amino acids.
ACAGAGCGACGUUAAGCAAGGGACGCAACUGUAAUCCAACGCACAGCACAGCUAUUUCAGAGCGACGUCAGUUCGUCACAAUGCCGAAACAGGUGAAGAAAAACGGGAGGAACAACCAGGUUUCACCAGCAGAUCAGAAAAAGUCAACUAUCACUUUUGUAAACGAUGACAAAUGUUCAAUAAAAAGUGAAGAAAGCAGCCCGAUUUUAGAAAAUGAUGAAAAAACUGUCAUACCUCACAGCGGAAAGAAAAGGACAUAUGAGGAUGAGGAGGCAGGAGGAGACUUUGGCCUUGAAAUGCAAAAGAUGUUGGAGAUGUUUGGAGCUGACAUCUCCAAAACACUAAGCACAAAGAAAAAGCGCCUUGAGCAUUUCACACAGCUGUCUUUGAAGACUACGGGUAAGAAGGUGGAGGAAAUUUUGACAGCCCAGCAAAAUGAGAGAACACGAUUACAAGAGGAAUACUGUAAACAAGCAGAGUCUGUUUUUCAGCAAUGGGAAAAUGACAUUGACAAAAUAAAGGAGCAAGAAGAGAAAUUAACAAAUCUGUUUAAACAACAACAGAAGCUAUUUCAGCAGUCAAGGAUUAUCCAAGGACAGCGUCUCAAGACCAUUCGCCAGUUGAAUGAACAAUUUAUAAAGAGUGUAGAUGAGUUGGACAAAAGCCAUAUCAACCAGCAGAACUCUUUACAGUUAGAGUUGAAGAAGGAAAUGGCACUGCUGCAAAAGAGAAUUCUGAUGGAUAUGCAACAACGUGAAGUUUCCAAUGUGCGGAAAUCUCUCCAAACAAUGCUGUUCUGAAACACGGUUAUAUUUUAUCAACUUUUAUGUGCUGAUUGUCUCACAAAUUUUCUGAAAGACCUUGCUAUUUGUUAUUUAUAAAAAGUUAGUAGCAUUUUUAGUUGUUUAUUCAAAAUGUGCAUUCAGGUUAACAUAAGUUAUUCAAAAGGUACAUUCAAGAGAACUUUCUCAAUUGGUGCUGAUGGAUAAAACAGUUUCAUUCACUCUGCCAAGUUAAAAAAAUAAAAUGUAAAAUUUA